AUGAAGAACGUUGUUCGCCGCAAGUUGACUGGCUACGUCGGUUUUGCCAACCUGCCCAACCAAUGGCACCGUAAAAGUGUUCGCAAGGGAUUCAACUUCAACGUGAUGGUUGUUGGUGAAUCUGGUCUCGGAAAGUCGACCCUUGUCAACACUCUCUUUAACACCUCUCUUUACCCCCCUAAGGAGCGCACCGGCCCUAGCCACGACAUCAUCCCGAAGACUGUGGCCAUCCAGUCUAUCAGCGCAGACAUUGAAGAGAACGGCGUUCGUCUUCGCCUGACCGUGGUUGACACCCCGGGAUUCGGUGAUUUCGUGAACAACGACGAUUCGUGGCGCCCUAUUGUAGAGAACAUUGAGCAGCGAUACGAUGCCUACCUGGAGGCUGAGAACAAGGUCAACCGCACUAACAUUGUUGACAACCGUAUCCACGCCUGUGUCUACUUCAUCCAGCCCACCGGCCACUCCCUUAAGCCUCUGGACAUUGAGGUCAUGCGCCGGUUGCACACCAAGGUCAACCUGAUCCCUGUGAUCGCCAAGGCCGAUACCUUGACGGACGAGGAGAUUGCUCAGUUUAAGCAGAGAAUCCUUGCCGAUAUCCAACACCACUCCAUCCAGAUCUUUGAGGGCCCCCGCUACGAACUCGACGACGAAGAAACCAUCGCCGAGAACCAGGAGAUCAUGUCGAAGGUCCCCUUCGCUGUGGUCGGUGCCAACGCUGAGGUCGCCACUGCUGACGGCCGUAAGGUCCGAGGCCGUAGUUACCCAUGGGGUACCAUCGAGGUCGACAACGAGGAACACUGUGACUUUGUCAAGCUGCGCCAGAUGUUGAUCCGCACCCACAUGGAAGAGCUCAAGGAACACACCAACAACCACCUGUACGAGAACUACCGCUCCGACAAGCUGACCCAGAUGGGUGUCGCCCAGGACCCGAGCGUGUUCAAGGAAGUCAACCCGGCCGUCAAGCAGGAGGAAGAGCGUGCCCUGCACGAGCAGAAGCUCGCCAAGAUGGAGGCAGAGAUGAAGAUGGUCUUCCAACAGAAGGUGGCCGAGAAAGAGAGCAAGCUGAAACAGAGCGAAGACGAACUAUACGCUCGACAUCGCGAGAUGAAGGAUCAACUGGAGCGGCAACGCCAGGAACUGGACGAGAAGAAGAGUCGCCUCGAAAGUGGUCGACCGAUCGAAGAGAAGGGCAAGCGAAAGGGCUUCUCUCUUCGUUAG
Messenger RNA from Aspergillus oryzae RIB40, 1218 nucleotides. RefSeq names its product septin AspB (gene aspB). The coding region runs from base 1 to 1218 and encodes 405 amino acids. Gene Ontology annotation, molecular function: GTP binding; molecular adaptor activity; GTPase activity. Gene Ontology annotation, biological process: cytoskeleton-dependent cytokinesis. NCBI's taxonomy places the organism in Eukaryota, Fungi, Ascomycota, Eurotiomycetes, Eurotiales, Aspergillaceae. The transcript has 3 exons. Gene Ontology annotation, cellular component: cell division site; septin complex; cytosol. The record is from RefSeq and is a predicted model, not a curated record.